UGCACGCAAUGCGUGCGAUAAUGUGUGACAACAAAUGAAGUAGAAAAUAAAUUAAUUGGGUAGAAAAACUGUUUUUAUAUUUUGUUUUUUCAAAAAACUAAUGUUCAGUUUAAAUAUCCUACUUUCCCCCUCUUUUCAUUCAAAUAAAAUAGUUAGUUAUCCUCUAUUUUUUUUCCCUUUUAUUCAUUUUUUCUAUUUUUUGGUGUCCCCCAUGUGUUGGCUUAUAAACACCCGUUGGCCGUUUCUAACUAUCUAUAUAUAAGAAAUGAGGGAGGACUGGAUAAUUGAUUUUCCAAGAGUUGAAAACAGAACGAUGGAGGACGCUGUUAAAGUUGUAGGAGAAAAACAGAUGAAAUUAAAUCAAUAUGCUUGUGCUUCUGCUAUCCUUGCCUCUACAAUUUCUAUCAUCUUUGGUUAUGAUACUGGAGUUAUGAGUGGAGCUAUGAUAUUCAUAAAAGAAGACCUCAAGAUCAAUGACACCCAAAUCGAAGUACUAGCCGGAGUCCUCAACUUAUGUGCAUUGAUUGGCUCCCUAACAGCCGGGAGAACUUCCGACUACAUCGGUCGACGAUAUACAAUCGUCCUAGCGUCCAUUCUCUUCUUGUUGGGCUCAAUCUUGAUGGGUUAUAGCUUGAAUUAUGGCAUGUUAAUGGCUGGGAGAUGUGUUGCUGGGGUUGGCGUAGGCUUUGCCCUUAUGAUAGCUCCAAUCUACACAGCUGAGAUUGCUUCAGCAACACAUAGAGGAAAACUUGCAUCUUUGCCUGAGUUUUGCAUUAGUCUUGGCAUUUUAUUAGGUUAUGUCUCCAAUUACUUGUUCGGGAAACUAAGUUUAGGAUUGGGGUGGAGGUUAAUGCUCGGCGUGGCGGCCAUCCCCUCGCUAUUUUUAACCUUUGGGGUCCUUAAGAUGCCGGAGUCUCCUAGGUGGCUCGUCAUGAAAGGCCGCCUUGAGGAUGCUAAAAGGGUCCUUCUUUUGGUAUCCAACUCUAAACAUGAAGCUGAAGCUAGGCUUGACGAUAUAAGAAUAAUAACAUUAGAUAGCAACACAAACCUUGAUCAAAAUGAAGUUUCAUUGUGGAAACAACUUUUUUGUAAACCAGCCCUAUAUGCUGCUAUAGGCAUACAUUUCUUUGAACAUGCAACAGGGGUAGAAGCUGUCAUACUUUAUAGCCCUCGGAUUUUCGAGGCCGUUGGGAUCACAAGCAAAAACAAGCUCUUACUAGCAAAUGUUGGUCUAGGGGUGACUAAGACCCUUUUCAUUUUAGUAGCUACAUUCUUGUUAGACAAAGUGGGUCGACGACCUUUGUUAUUGACAAGCACAACUGGGGUAAUAUGCGCACUCGUUGCGCUAGGAGUUGGACUAACUGCUUCUAGUUGUUACACUCAUGGUAGCACAACACCAUCGGUGUCAAAGAUGCAUCAAAAAAUUUGUAGGUUCUCUGUUGGCGAAAAUUCGAGGAAGCAUGGAUCAUGGGCUUUAGCACUAUCUAUUGCUGCCACUUACAUCUAUAUGGCCUUCUUCUCAAUUGGCAUUUCUCCCAUCACUUGGGUAUAUACUUCAGAGAUAUUUCCUCUUAAAUUUAGGGCAGUUGGGGCAGGAGUUGCUGUAGCUGUCAAUAGGUCCAUGAAUGCUGCUGUUUCAAUGAGUUUUAUAUCCAUUUAUAAGGCAAUUACAAUUGGUGGUGCUUUCUUAAUGUUUGGUGGGAUUGCUAUAAUGGCAUGGUUGUUCUUCUACUUCUUCUUGCCUGAGACAAAGGGGAGAUCUUUGGAAGAAAUUGAGAUGAUGUUUAGCAAGAAAAGACAAGCUAGCAAUGAGGUCAUGAUGUUGAAACAAUGAACACAAUGUAAUGGGUCAUAGCAAGAAGAGAGUAUAUGAGUAAAUCGGAGCGAAAUGCAAUGUGUAAAUAACUUUAAUAUUAAAACUUUACUCCGAUAUCCAUAUAUUUGUCAACUUUACUAACUUAAAAAUAUAUACCAUAUAGACAGGUAAUUUAGUAGAUUGAUUUAUGCAAGUUGGAGUAAGAUUCUUAAGUAGUAUCCUUAGGCUAUUUUCUUUUGUUAUCCUUAGGCCGUUUAAACUCCGAAUCAUUGUAGG
Molecule: messenger RNA, 2092 nt
Organism: Beta vulgaris subsp. vulgaris (sugar beet)
Lineage: Eukaryota; Viridiplantae; Streptophyta; Magnoliopsida; Caryophyllales; Amaranthaceae
Product: probable polyol transporter 6
Exons: 2
Coding region: 266-1834 (522 amino acids)
Biological process (GO): transmembrane transport
Cellular component (GO): membrane
Molecular function (GO): carbohydrate transmembrane transporter activity
Source: RefSeq, a predicted model, not a curated record